Molecule: messenger RNA, 1852 nt
Organism: Orbicella faveolata
Lineage: Eukaryota; Metazoa; Cnidaria; Anthozoa; Scleractinia; Merulinidae
Product: DNA-directed RNA polymerases I and III subunit RPAC1-like
Biological process (GO): DNA-templated transcription
Cellular component (GO): RNA polymerase III complex; RNA polymerase I complex
Molecular function (GO): protein dimerization activity; DNA binding
Source: RefSeq, a predicted model, not a curated record
GGGCUUUCGAGGAACGGGCCACAGAUGUCAAGGUAAGAGGGAAAUCUGGGUUCGAAAUUACCUUUCUACCUGCGAGAAACUGGGACUGGCCAAAUCCAAGAUGGCCUCCGUGGAAGAGAUUCGGACAAGAAUUAGUCUUCGAGAACAUGAUGUGAUUAAUACGCAGAGCACAGAUUUCCCCGGAAAUUACACUGGUUAUGACGACACGUGGAGCCAAGAAAAAUUCGAAGAAAAAUUUCGAAUUGACAUAGUCCACAUGGGUAAGACAGAAAUGGAGUUUGACAUGGUUGGUGUAGACGCUUCCAUUGCCAAUGCAUUGAGGAGGAUUUUGUUGGCAGAGGUUCCAACAAUGGCAAUUGAGAAGGUUUUCAUUUACAACAACACCUCUAUCAUUCAGGAUGAGGUAUUGGCUCACAGGCUUGGACUAAUCCCAAUCUAUGCAGACCCCAGGGAAUUUGAUUUCAAGUCAGAUGGUGAUGAAGAGUCAAAGGACAAUACAACUCUACAGUUUGAUCUUAAAGUCAAGUGCAUCAAGAACAAGAAUGCACCAAAGAAUGCCACCGAUCCUGAUGAAUUAUUUAUUAACUCUAAAGUUAACACAGAUCACUUGAAGUGGGUGCCAGUUGGAAAUCAGGCCAGAAAGUACGGUCCACAAGAUAUUAGACCAGUGCACAAUGAUAUACUGAUAGCAAAGUUGAGACCAGGACAGGAAUUGGAUCUCAAGAUGCAUGCUGUCAAAGGAAUCGGAAAGGACCAUGCAAAGUUCUCUCCUGUUGCCACAGCAUCGUACAGACUUCUUCCAGAAAUAACAAUUACAAAACCAUGCGAAGAUGAGCUGGCUGAUAAGUUGGCAGAAUGUUUCUCAGAAGGUGUAAUAAAGGUGGAGAAUAAAAACGGAGUGAAGAGAGCUGUCGUUGCCAACCCUAGACGAGAUACCUGUAGUAGAGAGGUCUUUAGACACGAGGAUUUGAAGAAUCGAGUGAAGCUGUCGCGGAUAAGAGACCACUUUAUUUUUUCAGUAGAAUCAACCGGCGCUUUGUCCUCCGAUACACUGGUUUGUGAGUCCAUUAAAGUCUUACUCGGAAAAUGCAGACAUUUCCUCUCUGAACUAGACAGCCAUUGCUUGGAUACUUGAAUUCGGUUGUUUUCUUUUCACAGCGAAGAACAAGAACGAAAACAAUCUCUCAGAGGUAUGCCUUGGCUUCCGAUGCUUGAGGGAAAGGACAGUCAAUAUCAGUUCUGUAUUUACUGAAACACCUAUCGUGUCUUAAGUCGUGCGCGAUUUAAAAAGGCCAUUUAACGAUAACUCACUUGCUCCACAAAUGAACAUUUCCAACGUGGAUUCGUUCGACCAUUCGCGCUCAUCGUACGUCUUACAGAAAAUAGCCAAUCUGAAUCGAAGUCGAGAGGAACUUUUGCCACAAUACCUCGCGCGACGAAUUCAAUGGUGGCCUCUCGCCAAAAGCAGCUAAUAUUGCUUUGGUUAUGUGAAACUUUGCAAACUUGUGUAGACGAUAGUAAGGAGUAUACAUGUAGUUCUCAGGGUAUGAAUACGAAAAUGAGAUUUAUAUUGGUAAAUUAAAGUACUACUCCCAGUAGCUCAUUAUCCGAAACGAGCGAUGACCUGGCGUACUCUGACCUAGCGCAAUUCUGCCCCCUGUCCCCUGUUNCCCCCCCCCCUCCCCCAAUCCCUCAAUUCUGGCCCUUUUCGAACUUGGAAGUAUUCAACUUUUACAAACGCCCGUCUCCGUCGAAUUUGCGAAAAUUAGUAUUUGCUGUACACGUCCCCCGCUCUUACAGUCUAAUUUGAUACAUAUCUGGUGAUAUUUUAGUUUUUGAAAAAAUACUCCUG